AUGGCGGAUUCUUCCGACAAGGAGAAGAAGGGAAGCAAGCGAGAGGCGGUGUAUCACGGCGUUCGCAUGAGGAGCUGGGGAAAAUGGGUAUCGGAAAUUCGUGAGCCGCGUAAGAAAUCUCGGAUCUGGCUCGGUACUUUUCCGACGGCGGAGAUGGCGAUGCGAGCUCACGACGUGGCGGCGAUGAGCAUCAAAGGAACUUCCGCAAUUCUCAAUUUCCCUGAGCUCUCUGAUUUUUUGCCUCGACCCGUGUCGCUCAGCCCUCGUGACGUCAGAGCUGCGGCGAUUAAAGCUGCUCACAUGGAGUUCGAUACGACGGCGAUUAUUAGGUCGGAGACUGAGACUACGAGCGAAACGACGACGUCGAAUAAAAGGUCGGAGAGUGAGAGUAGCGAAACGGCGUCGUUUACAUCGUCUUGUUUCUCUGUAACGAGCAUUGAGGAAAGUGGUGUCUCUGAGGAUUUGGAAAAGAUCGUCGAGUUACCGAGUUUGGGAACGAGUCUUGACGAGUCGAACGAGUUCGUGUUUUUUGACUCGUUGGAGGAUUUGGUGUUUGUGCCUCCGUGGUUACGCGGUGGUGAAGAAGACUUUACGACGUCGUAUAACUAUGAUUCUCCAUUGAGCUCUGUUUUUGAAGAAAGCUUUUCUUGGAAACGUUUUCCAUGA
Molecule: messenger RNA, 666 nt
Organism: Arabis nemorensis
Lineage: Eukaryota; Viridiplantae; Streptophyta; Magnoliopsida; Brassicales; Brassicaceae
Source: the annotation of a GenBank genome assembly